AUGGAAAAAUCCAAAAAUUUCCGCAUCGACGCGCUGCUGGCUGUCGAUCCCCCCAAGGCGGCGGCGGCGGGGCAGAGCGUGCCGCUGGCCCUGGUCACCUCGCUGGGCGGCAGCGGUAGUAGCAGCAGCGGGAGCGGCAGCCCUCCGUCCUCGUCCUCCUCUUCCUCGUCCUCUUCAUCCUCCUCCGAGCACCCCUCCGGCGGCCCCGCCGACUGCCUGCGCACCGACAGCCCCUCUCCGCCGCGCCUCCUGGCCGCGCACUGCGCCCUGGUCCCCAAGCCCGGCUUCCUGCCCGGGGCGGGCUCGGGCUCGCACCCGCACCACCCCGCCUCGGCGGCCGGCAUGGCCCUGGGACUGCACCCCGCGGCGCCCGGCGGGCCGGGCAUGCCGGCGCAGGCGGCCCUCUACGGGCACCCGGUGUACGGCUACUCGGCGCUGGGCGGGCAGCACCCGGCGCUCUCGUACCCCUAUUCGCAGGUGCAGGGAGCGCACCCCUCCCACCCCGCCGCCGACCCCAUCAAGCUCAGCGCCGGCACCUUCCAGCUGGACCAGUGGCUGCGGGCCUCCACCGCGGGCAUGAUCCUGCCCAAGAUGCCCGACUUCAACUCCCAGGCGCAGUCCAACCUCCUGGGGAAGUGCCGCAGACCCCGCACGGCCUUCACCAGCCAGCAGCUGCUGGAGCUGGAGCACCAGUUCAAGCUCAACAAGUACCUCUCCCGGCCCAAGCGCUUCGAGGUGGCCACGUCGCUCAUGCUGACCGAGACGCAGGUGAAGAUCUGGUUCCAGAACCGGCGCAUGAAGUGGAAGCGCAGCAAGAAGGCGAAGGAGCAGGCGGCGCAGGAGGCCGAGAAGCCCAAGGCGGGCGGCGGCGAGGACAAGGGCGAUGAGGAGCUGCUGCUGCCCGCCCCCGAGAAGAGCGCCGGCAGGAGGAUGCGGGAGCUGCCCGACAGCGAACCUGAGGACGAGGAAGACGAGGAGGAGGAAGAGGAGGCGGCGGCCGGGAGAUGCUGCCCGUACCACUCCUCCGACUGCUCCGAGGCGGACGAGGAGGACACGCAGCCCCGGGCCCGGCACGGAGCCCCGGCGCAGCCCCAGUGA
Molecule: messenger RNA, 1098 nt
Organism: Melozone crissalis (California towhee)
Lineage: Eukaryota; Metazoa; Chordata; Aves; Passeriformes; Passerellidae
Gene: MNX1
Product: motor neuron and pancreas homeobox 1
Exons: 3
Coding region: 1-1098 (365 amino acids)
Biological process (GO): central nervous system development; regulation of DNA-templated transcription; neuron projection morphogenesis
Cellular component (GO): nucleus
Molecular function (GO): DNA-binding transcription factor activity, RNA polymerase II-specific; sequence-specific double-stranded DNA binding
Source: RefSeq, a predicted model, not a curated record